Xenopus tropicalis (tropical clawed frog) is the source of this 1251-nucleotide messenger RNA. RefSeq names its product storkhead-box protein 1-like. The transcript has a single exon. Gene Ontology annotation, biological process: regulation of transcription by RNA polymerase II. The record is from RefSeq and is a predicted model, not a curated record. NCBI's taxonomy places the organism in Eukaryota, Metazoa, Chordata, Amphibia, Anura, Pipidae. The coding region runs from base 220 to 576 and encodes 118 amino acids.
AUCUGAGAGAGUUAGAGAGGGACCGAGCCGGGAAUGUGACAGGGAGCACUCCGUGCCUGUAUAAGGGAAUGGGAGUCUCAUACCGCCAGGCCGUGUCAGUACGGAUCAUACUGGGGCAGUGCUAAUGCUUUUGCAAACUUUCCCAGUAACCCUGCUGCAGGAGAUUCAUGGUGCCCCUGCCCCCCAGGCGCAGCUUGGCCCAGCCCGGGCAGCACAGCGAUGCCCCAGGAGAUGAAACAUUCCCGUCAGAUUGCCCCGCAUUCCCUGGCUGUGGUGCUCAGUCACUUGGGUUCAUGUGAGAGGCUGGGGCUGCCGGAGGAAAAGCUGCAGCGGCACCAUGUUGGUUAUGAGAUCUUUGCGGACUUUAAAGCGGAGAACAUGCAGCAUUUCUGGAACAGAAGGGUGACCCAUGCCAUCUCCGAGACCUUCUUCCUGGGCUGGAUAGACGAACAUGUGCUGCUCAUCCAGGGCAAGGAGGAGCACCUAGGGGUGCUGAGGGAGGGCUGGGUCAGGAGGUCCCUAAAGCCCCCGCCUGGAUUUACAAUCAAGUAUCUGGGUAAGGUGGCUACCUUGUAGCACUUGUCAUUUCUUCUCAAUGGAGUAGUAGGGCAGCUGCUUUUAUAUAGGCUUUGCCAACUGCCAGGCUACCUACUGCCAGAAUGGUUUCAUGUUUGCUCUUCUAUUAAUUCCUCACCCUGCCUCCCAAGUAUGGAGCUGUGGGGAUGGCUGGGCAAAAACUUGUGCUUUAUGGGGUUUAAAUGGGUGACCCCACUGGUCAAAAUGACCCUGAAGCAGCUAGGUAAUCAUUGCAUAUUCAACAAUUAAUCUUACAUUGAGGGAUGGAGUCAUUUUGCUUGGAUUUUACUACUUUUAAUAGUUUUAACUUAGUAUGAAGUCACAACUCAAAAAUCCAAGAAUCUGUGAUCCAAGGGGAUUUUGAGAUUCGGAGGCGAUUAUUGUGAAAAAUGUUGAUAUUGUGGAGCUGUGGAGAAGACUUGGCAAAUAGUUGCUGUAUGGGGUUGCCACUAACGUGGUAGACUAAAUGAGUGACUCCACCGGUCAAAAUGACCCUGAAGCAGAUAGGUAAUUAUUGCACAUUCAACAAAUAAUCUUACAUUGAGGGCUGGACUCAUUUUGCUUGGAUUUUACUACUUUUAGUAGUGUUAACUCAAUUUCAAGUCAUAACUUAUAAAAGCCAAGAAUCUGUGAUCCAAGGUGAUUAUUAAACUUGAAGGCAAUUAUUGUGAAAAA